AUGCCUCAAGCAACCCAACCUAAUAUUGCUAUCAAUGACACACCCAACCAAGACCCCACCGAGGAUUGGGAAGCCUCACUCUCCGACAAUCGCAUCCACCUCCUCCUCGCCGCAACCGGCUCCGUCGCAACAAUCAAGAUACCCCAGAUAAUCAGCGCCCUAGCACCUUACACCCACAAGCUCUCAAUCAGAGUAAUCUUCACACAUCACGCGCAACACUUCCUCGGCGGCCAAUCAGCCGAACAGCCAACCCUCUCCUCCCUCCGCUCCUUACCCGGCGUAGAAGCCGUCUACGACGACGCCGCAGAAUGGGGCCCAGAGCCCUGGCGUCGCGGAGCCGACAUCCUGCACAUAAAUCUCCGGCGGUGGGCAGAUCUGCUGGUGAUAGCACCUCUGUCGGCCAACACGCUCGCGAAGCUCGCCAACGGCGUCAGCGAUAACCUGUUGACGUCGGUGUGUCGGGCGUGGGAUACCGAUGGGCAGGUGGACGGGCAGCGGAAGCGCAUUCUUGUCGCGCCGGCUAUGAAUACCGCUAUGUGGCGGCAUCCGGUGACGGCUAAGCAGAUCCGGGUGCUUGGGGAGGAAUGGGGUGUGAGAAGAGAUGAGGGUACGGGCGAGGAGACUGGGUGGUUUGAGGUUCUGCCGCCGCAGGCGUCGAAGAUGUUGGCUUGUGGAGAUGUUGGGGGUGGUGCUAUGUUGGAAUGGACUGAUAUAGUUAAGAUCAUUGAAGAUAGGCUUGGCUUAGAAUGA
Messenger RNA from Penicillium alfredii, 750 nucleotides. Its product is annotated as putative flavoprotein. Gene Ontology annotation, biological process: coenzyme A biosynthetic process. The transcript has a single exon. Bases 1 to 750 code for a protein of 249 amino acids. Gene Ontology annotation, molecular function: phosphopantothenoylcysteine decarboxylase activity; FMN binding. Gene Ontology annotation, cellular component: phosphopantothenoylcysteine decarboxylase complex. The record is from RefSeq and is a predicted model, not a curated record. Lineage: Eukaryota; Fungi; Ascomycota; Eurotiomycetes; Eurotiales; Aspergillaceae.